AUGAGCGAAGACAGCCUGUUUGAUGCCAUCCCCUCCGAAGUGAGCCAGCACCUGGUUAAAUUCUCAGAAGCUAUUCAAAAUUCUUGGGAUAUAAUUGCUGACUACAGAGAAUCCGUCAAGGGGGACAAGAGUGAGGUAAGGUCACUAUCAAUUUCUCCCUCUAAAACAGUCCCAGCUUUCAGUGAUGCAACGUGUCCAGACAGACUUAUCAAUGGCUUACGCCAUAAACGCGCUGUACUUUGGUUAGUCCAUCAAAUCGCCUUAUUCAAAUUUAGUUCACCUAAGGUGCAAUGGUGUGGAGGUAAAGGACCAUCCAAUCCUAAAAGAACUGGUAAGUUUGUUGUAGUACCUUCAUGCAAGCGCAUGCUUGAGAUAAAUUUUCAACCAUUUCCGGGGUUGACUUCUGAAAUGCGGCUUUCUGCUCCAGUGUUUCAUCUUAAAAUGCUAGCACCCGUCGAACGAAUCAGCAACCCCUAUGAUGUUCAGUUGGGGAGAGCUGAACGCAUUACAGCUUGCUUGAGGCGUUGUCAGAAUCUCUGUGAGAAGCAGUCCUCGAAGCGUAUGCAUCUUGACAAACAGGCCACGACCCGCUUUGUGCGUACUGCUCUCUGGCAGUCCGCCCAAUCCAAAACUAAAAAACGAAGAAUGGAUUCCGAGAGCGCCGGACAGACUUGA
This is a messenger RNA of Dibothriocephalus latus, 675 nucleotides long. Lineage: Eukaryota; Metazoa; Platyhelminthes; Cestoda; Diphyllobothriidea; Diphyllobothriidae. The record is from the annotation of a GenBank genome assembly.